Erigeron canadensis is the source of this 2246-nucleotide messenger RNA. Its product is annotated as cysteine-rich receptor-like protein kinase 2. The record is from RefSeq and is a predicted model, not a curated record. Gene Ontology annotation, biological process: protein phosphorylation. Bases 64 to 2043 code for a protein of 659 amino acids. The transcript is spliced from 8 exons. NCBI's taxonomy places the organism in Eukaryota, Viridiplantae, Streptophyta, Magnoliopsida, Asterales, Asteraceae. Gene Ontology annotation, molecular function: ATP binding; protein kinase activity.
ACCAAGUUUAAUUUCUAUUAUUAAGAGAGGAAAACAAAAAUACAAACAUACAGAACAAACAAAAUGAACAUCAGCCUGAAACGAUUGGCACCAAACCGGUUUACAUGGCGGCUCUCAACUUUGACGGUGGCCGUGUUGGUGAUCGUAUCCAUGGCGGAACCAGUGACAUCACAAUCUGGUGGUAGCAGAAAUAGCACUCUGAUGAGAUAUUAUUGUAGUUUAUAUCGAGGUAGGAGCGAAAAUUAUUUCUUGAGUAAUCUCAAUACCACUCUUUCUAGCCUACGUAGACAGUUGUCAGUCAACAGUGUGCGUUAUGCUGUCGCACGAAGUUUGCUAAACGGUGAGUCCGUGUGGGGCCUUGCUACGUGUCGAGAUUAUGUCUCUAGUGCGGAUUGUGUUGCUUGUUAUGACUAUGCUGUUGCUCAGCUAAAAGUAUGUGGGACUGUCAAUGGAGCUCAUGCUUUCUACAACGAUUGCGAUGUCAGGUACGAGAAUAACAACUUUUACGCUGAUGCUAAUAUAAGAGCUGGUGUAGUGAUAUGUGGCAAUACAUCAUCACCUCAGGCAUCAGACUUCCGAAAAACAACAGAAAGGCUGUUAUCAGAUCUUCGAACCGCAGCACCAAAAACAUCAAAUUAUUAUGCAGCUUCAACUAGGCAACUAUCUAACAGUAAUGUUACCGUGUAUGCCAUUGCCCAAUGCAAUCUAAACUUAACGCAGAGCGUUUGUAAAGAUUGUUUAAACUCCAGAUAUAAUUCUUUGGAUGAUUGUCUUCCUGGCACAACCGGGAGGGCUAUUGACAAUGGAUGUUUUAUGAGGUAUUCCAGUACUCCUUUCUUCGGACAAAACCAGACCACUGAUAUUACAAAUCUUCUUGAGGAUGAUGAUUCAAGCAAGAAGAGAUCCAUAAUUGGUGGGGUUGUAGGAGGUGUAUGCUUUCUGUUGCUGGUUCUGGCAUUUUUCUUAUGGCGCCUCCGAUCAAAAAACACAAGUCCUCGCCGAAGAGGUACAUCAACUGGAUCAACUGAAUUGCUGCAAGGUCCAGCAAGAUACAGGUAUGACGAUUUGAAAAUAGCCACAAAUAAUUUCAGUGAUGAGUACAAACUUGGAGGUGGACUGUUUGGUGAAGUAUACAAGGGCACAUUCAAGGAUGGAAAUACAAUUGCAAUUAAGAAAACAGUGAUGGCCACUACCAAAGGAAAGAUACACAUUGAUGAUGAGCUUAAAAUCAUAUGUAACGUUCAUCAUCGUCAUCUUAUACGACUACUUGGAUAUUGUAGCAAAGGACCACUUUUGUUUCUUGUCCACGAGUACAUGGAAAAUGGUAGCCUUGACCAAUUCUUGUAUGGUGACAAGUCGAAGAAUCUUAAUUGGAAACAGAGGUUUGAUAUAAUCUUCGGGACAGCAAGGGGUCUUGCAUAUCUGCAUGAACAAUACCAUGUUACCAUCAUUCAUAGAGAUAUAAAAACCAGUAAUAUUCUACUUGACAAUGAAUUCCAGCCAAAAAUUGCAGAUUUUGGGCUGAUAAGGCUACUACCAGAAGACAAGACUCAUCUCAGCACCAAAUUGGCAGCAUCCUUGGAUAGUGCGUAUGUAGCACCAGAGUAUGCCAUUCAUGGGCAGCUAUCUGAGAAAGUAGAUACCUAUAGUUUUGGCAUUGUCGUCCUUGAAAUCAUUACUGGAAGGAGGUGUCAUGAUGCCAAAGAUGGUAAAGUAGAUAACCAAAGUCUUCUUGAUCAUGCAUGGAAUCUAUACGAGUGUGGGGAACAUUUAAAUUUAAUGGAUGAAAGACUAGAUCCUAGCGAAUAUGCAGAAGAAGAUGCAAAAAAGAUCAUAGAGAUAGCACUGAUGUGCACUCAGUCACCGGUCUCUGCAAGGCCAGCUAUGUCUGAAGUUGUUGCACUUUUAAGUGACAAAUCACUAGACGAAAUGCCACCAGUUAGGUCUACGUUCCAUGAAGAUGACGUAAAGAUUCAGGUUGAUAUGUUAAGAUCAGUGUCCUCCAAUGCCACUGCCUCCUCUGUUAAACUUUCUGGCCGUUAAAUCUUUACAUUACCAGUAGUGUUCAUGCCUCUGUUUCGCCCUUAAAAUCCCGUCCCUGUUUUUCUAAACUUAAAACUGUUGAAGCAUAUCUGUAGCUUUUGCGCCCAAGCUCUAUAUUAUAUGAAUUUUGCGUUGUGGAUUAUAUGUACAUAUUAUACAUCUCAGGAAUGCUAUAUUUAUGUUUAUAAAUUAGUGAUACCUAA